Messenger RNA from Penaeus monodon (black tiger shrimp), 2687 nucleotides. RefSeq names its product putative ammonium transporter 1. NCBI's taxonomy places the organism in Eukaryota, Metazoa, Arthropoda, Malacostraca, Decapoda, Penaeidae. The transcript is spliced from 10 exons. The record is from RefSeq and is a predicted model, not a curated record. Bases 471 to 2621 code for a protein of 716 amino acids. Gene Ontology annotation, cellular component: membrane. Gene Ontology annotation, molecular function: ammonium channel activity. Gene Ontology annotation, biological process: ammonium homeostasis; ammonium transmembrane transport.
AUAAUUUUAGUUUAUGGAUAGUUGUACUGUCUUGUCCACAUCAUUCACGAACUAUUAGAAGUGUAUGUAGCUUAUGAUCUGUAAAUAAUACAUGUAGUUAUGUGUUUAUCUGCUUUAUGCGUAUUGUUAUUUCAUUAGGAGACCAUUCAGCGUCCAGAGAUAGAGAUAUUAGGGCUUCCCAACAUCAUUAAGCUGAUGAACACUCGCGGGGUAGUGUGAGACCAAGCACGAGUAAGAGGGAGCGAGGGUGAAAGAAAGAAAAAAAGAAAAAAAAAGAAAAAAAAUACAUACAAAAAAAAAAAAAAAAGCACGCAAUCUUCGCCUUUGUUGUCAUGCGAAUAGGCAAACAAAUGAAUGGCGUCUGGACUGCAUGACUUCCUGUUCCCUUUAGAAUAUAGUCAAUAGACACACUCCUCUCCCAGUGUAUUCUGAACCACGAGACUGAAAGGUGGCGCUGGCAGAAACUCCUUAUGGAUAGCAGACAGCAGGAAGAUGUAGGAGGAGGAGGAGGCGCAGGAGAAGGAGUAGGAGUAGGAGUAGAAGGAACAGGAGCAAGAGUAGGACAAAGAGGAAGUGACAUAGAGGAAGAAAUCGAGGCGUUGGCUCUCUCGCUUCUGCAACUUCAAGCAAAUAGCGACGUGUUUUUUCUCCUCGUGAUGGGAAUGAUCGUUUUCUUUAUGCAAUGCGGAUUUGCGUUUUUGGAAGCGGGUGCUGUGAGGUCCAAAAACACGAUCAAUAUCCUUGUUAAGAAUAUGCUGGACGUUUUCAUCGGCGGCAUAUCCUACUGGCUGGUUGGCUACCCUCUGGCCUUCGGUGAGGGUAAUGCCUUCUGCGGCGCCUCCUACUGGGCAUCGUCAGGUCUUCCCGAGGACCGCCUUGCUCACUGGUUCUUCCACAUCGUCUUCUCCGCCACCGCUGCUACCAUUGUCUCCGGGGCCGUGGCGGAGAGGUGCGACCUAAGCGCCUACAUUGCGUACUCCGUGGCUCUGACAGGCAUAGUGUACCCCAUCGUCAGCCACUGGGCCUGGGCACCGAACGGCUGGCUCGUGUCCCUCGGUUACCGGGACUUCGCAGGCUCCGGUGUCGUCCACGUGACAGGGGGCGUGGCAGCUCUGGUGGGGGCGGCCCUGCUAGGUCCUCGCCACGCCUCCUUCGGCAAAGGCAGGCGGGUCAUUCGAGGUCAUUCGUUGCCGCUAACAGCUCUCGGAGGCUUCAUCAUCCUCUUCGGUUUCCUGGCAUUCACCUGCGGGUCACAGGGCACCAUCACGCGAGACGGAGAUGCACAGGUAAGAAACGUAAUUGGGAAGUUUGUCAGAAACGUAAUUGGGAAGUUUGUAAGAAACGUAAUUGGGAAGUUUGUCAGAAACGUAAUUGGGAGGUUUGUAAGAAACACAAUUGGGAAGUUUGUAAGGAACGUAAUUGGGAAGUUUGUCAGAAACGUAACUGGGAAGUUUGUAAGAAACGUAAUUGGGAAGUUUGUAAGGAACGUAAUUGGGAAGUUUGUAAGAAACGUAAUUGGGAAGUUUGUAAGGAACGUAAUUGGGAAGUUUGUCAGAAACGUAAUUGGGAAGUUUGUAAGAAACGAUAUUGGGAAGUGUGUAAGAAACGUAAUUGGGAAGUUUGUAAGGAACGUAAUUGGGAAGUUUGUAAGAAACGUAAUUGGGAAGUUUGUAAGGAACGUAAUUGGGAAGUUUGUCAGAAACGUAAUUGGGAAGUUUGUAAGAAACGUAAUUGGGAAGUUUGUAAGAAACACAAUUGAGAAGUUUGUAAGGAACGUAAUUGGGAAGUUUGUCAGAAUCGUAAUUGGGAAGUUUUUAAGAAACACAAUUGGGAAGUUUGUAAGAAGCGUAGUGGGGAGAGCCGUCUUUAAUACCGCGCUCGCAGGCUGUUCGGGCGGAGUCUGCGCUCUGCUUCUGCACAGGGCGGGUCUUCGGCGCUCGCGGGCUUGGUCGUUCCUCAUGGCGCUCAAUGGGGCCAUGACGGGUAUGGUAUCGAGCUGCGCCGGCUGCAACGCCCUCCGUCCGUGGGCGUCGUGUCUCACGGGCGUCGCGGCCGGACUGGUCUUCUUCGCCGGCCACCAUCUCCUGCUCCGGCUCAAUGUCGACGACCCUCUGGAUGCCGUUCCGGUCCAUCUCGGAGGAGGCCUCUGGGGUCUUGCAGCUGCGGCCCUUCUUCAGGAUGGCGGUCUGUUCUACGGCGGGUCGGCUGGUGUCCUGGUCUGGAAUGUCGUGGGGGGUCUCGCCAUCGUGUGCUGGUCUGGCGGGCUGAGUCUCGCGGUCUUCGGCGCCCUUAAACGUUCAGGGAAUUUGAGGGUGUCUUUGGCUGUGGAAGUUCGGGGUCUGGAUCUCGUCAAGCACGGGGAGGCAGCUUAUCCAUCAGAGGCUUGGGAAGAGUCGCAAUACUUCUGUCAUAUUUCAUCGGGCUCUGACCAUCGCGCCCGACCUCCGCCAUGGUUACCCAAAUACCCAACAUUCCCCCCCGCCCGCCGCCCACGUCCCCAGAGCCACAAUCACUACCAACGCCCACAGAAGGACGCCCACGAUGCACAGGGCGCCCACGAGGAGUCCUCUUCCGUCAGAGCGGAUGGGGGAGUCAGCAAGAGGGAAGGGUCAGGGGAGUGAGUGCAGGGUAUAAGGUUGAUUGUGUGAGGGUUGUAGAUACCUUUUUUUUUAUUGGGUGGGGUGGGG